AUGGGUCGUAUUAUCAGAGGUCAGCGUAAGGGUCGCGGCUCUGUGUUCAAGUCGCACGUGCACCUUCGCAAGGGUGCCGCCAGGCUACGCAGGUUCGACUAUGCUGAGCACCACGGCUACGUCCGUGGCGUCGUGAAGGGGAUCAUCCACGACCCUGGUCGUGGUGCCCCUUUGGUCAAGAUCGACUUCCGCAACGCCUACAAGUAUGGCACUGACCACGAGCGCAUGGUGGCCGUGGAAGGCAUGUACACUGGCCAGUACGUAUACUUCGGGCGUGAGGCUCGUCUCGCUAUCGGCAACUGCCUUCCCGUCGGCAAGAUGCCUGAGGGUACCAUCAUUUCCAGUUUGGAGGAGAAGCGCGGCGACCGUGGCCGUCUUGCUAAGGCAUCUGGCACCUACGCCACUGUGAUCGGACACUCUGACGACGGCAAGAUGACCAGGAUUCGUCUCCCGUCUGGUGCUCGUAAGAGCGUGGAAUCUGCCUCUCGUGCGAUCGUGGGUUUGGUUGCUGGUGGUGGUCGUAUCGACAAGCCGCUGUUGAAGGCUGGUACUGCCUACUUCAAGUACAAGGCGAAGCGCAACUGCUGGCCGCGCGUGCGUGGUGUGACCAUGAACCCUGUGGACCACCCGCACGGUGGUGGUAACCACCAGCACAUUGGUAAGCCCAGCACUGUGUCCCGUGGUGCUCCUCCAGGACAGAAGGUCGGUCUUAUUGCCGCCCGCAGGACUGGUCUGUUGCGUGGUGGUAAGAAGAAGAAGUUCAGGAACGAGUCUUGA
Messenger RNA from Babesia ovata, 777 nucleotides. RefSeq names its product ribosomal RPL8. The transcript is spliced from 2 exons. Bases 1 to 777 code for a protein of 258 amino acids. The record is from RefSeq and is a predicted model, not a curated record. Gene Ontology annotation, cellular component: ribosome; cytosolic large ribosomal subunit. NCBI's taxonomy places the organism in Eukaryota, Apicomplexa, Aconoidasida, Piroplasmida, Babesiidae. Gene Ontology annotation, molecular function: structural constituent of ribosome; RNA binding. Gene Ontology annotation, biological process: cytoplasmic translation.